AUGCAGACGCGCAACGCGGGCGGUCACCGCUUGACCGGAGUGCACCGCUCGUUGCCCGCCCCCGCGCCGCUCCUGCACCGCUGUAUUCGAGGGCCGGUCCAUUUGAUUAUACGCGUAAGAUCCUGCCGCUCCCGCGCAGCCGCCGCCGCCGCCCCGCUGCCCGCGAGAUUCGAGGCAGAGGCCGCAAUGCCCAAAUUGUUUAACGAAUUGAAAGCAAAGUUAAAAAGAAUCUUAUCUGAUAUUGAUAACUUGUCACUGACCACAGAUGUAUGGACAAAUCACGUUAUGGACACAGACAAUGAGCAUAAAAUAGAUCACACAGAAGAAAUUUAUUUCAAAGAUGAUAAGGAUUCAAACACACUAACUGCUGCACAACGAGCACGGGCAGAACGAAAUAGACAAAAAGCACGUGCAUUAAGAGAGGCCCGAUUAGUCCAACGUCCAAAUAUGUAUGAGGGAUGUCAAAGAGUGGAAAAGAAUGUAAGUCGAGCCCUGGACUCUGGCGGCGGAUUCCUGCUCGAGGAAGAGCCUGCGCCCGACGCAACGCCAUGUGUGCGUCCCGCGCCCGUCGUGCACCGCUUGGAGCAACCGCAUUGUCUCGUCUGUGAACUACCCUUUCCACAAUCAUACCUAUUCGACACUUUUGAUUAUAGUGUCUGUGAUGCCUGCAGGGACGACGAGGACGCCCACAGUCUCAUCACUCGCACAGAGGCGAAGAGCGAGUAUCUCCUGAAGGACUGCGACCUCGACUCUCGACCUCCUGCCCUGCGCUGCGUGCGGCGCCGCAACCCGCACCGCUCGCGCUUCGCUGAGAUGCGCCUGUACCUGCGCGCGCAAGUGGAGGCGCGCGCCCUGCUAGUGUGGGGCUCGCCCGAAGAGCUGCAGCGCGAGCUCGAAGAGAGACGCGCGCGCCGCGACAAGGCCGCCGACACGGCCGCGCGCAAGCGCCUGCGCGCCCUUCGCAUGGACGUGCGCUCCAGCCUGUACGACCGCACGCGUGCGCACCAUGAGCAUGCCUUCGGGCCCGAGACCUACGACGCUGCUGCGGACAUAUAUAGCCGUUCCUGCGACUGCGGCCACGUCGAGACUUACGAGAAGAUGUGACUCCGUAAUGAUCAAAGCCGGUUAAUUAAAUAACGUGUAUAUUUUGAAUAUAAUACCGUACACAUAUGCAGAUGAAGAGCGCUGGACGAUGCGGUCGAGAUGCCGUUGCGGCUCGAUCGUAUCGUCUGCGGACGCCUCGACCUUAACACGGUGUUAAUACAUACAAUAAACUCGACGGUAAAACCAAAUGCAAAUUGUAAAAUAGUACAGUAGUUUUGGUAUUCUUAAACAUAAAAAAAGCUGAUACUAAAUCAAAAUAAAAAAAAUUGUGGAUCACCACCAUGACACCAACAAUAUUAUUCCAAAGAAUAAUGUGUAUGGAAUGAUUUCUCAAUUUAAUACAUUUAAAUGAAAGAUUGUUUGCAUUUAUCGUUUACAGUUGUAGAUAUGCCAGUUAUGAACCAAUAGAUAAAUAUAUCGAGUUAUAACAGUUACACUUUCUUAUUCUUCUUUCACUAACUGUCGGUGUCAUGAUGAAAACUAAUUUAUUUCACAUUUAAAUCGCCUUCAGGUCUUCUGGUAGCUCGUUUUUAGGAUGCUUGUUUUCAAAAUGUUGUUUGUAUGUUUUGGGAUCUGGCAUUUGAGCCUGAAAUAAAUAAUGGUACAUUAA
Messenger RNA from Vanessa tameamea, 1714 nucleotides. RefSeq names its product DNA repair protein complementing XP-A cells homolog (gene Xpac). Gene Ontology annotation, cellular component: nucleotide-excision repair factor 1 complex. Gene Ontology annotation, biological process: base-excision repair; nucleotide-excision repair, DNA damage recognition; UV-damage excision repair. Gene Ontology annotation, molecular function: damaged DNA binding. The coding region runs from base 1 to 1104 and encodes 367 amino acids. The transcript is spliced from 4 exons. The record is from RefSeq and is a predicted model, not a curated record. Lineage: Eukaryota; Metazoa; Arthropoda; Insecta; Lepidoptera; Nymphalidae.